AAAAUAAGAAGACGAAUAUGGAAAAAUUUGUUUUUUAAUGUAAACUUUCAAAGAUUUAAAGUUGUUUACAUGUAAAAUGUGCUUAAACUCGUACUACCGUUAAAUAAUAAGUAAUUAAAAGGUAAGAGAGUAGAUGUUAGUUAAAGGUUAGGGUUUGAACUUUGUUAUUUUGCUUGAAAUAUUUUCGACAGCCAAAGAUGUUAUAAAAUUAAAUAUUUUUAAGUAUAUUUUGACAAUUAUGGCGUAUUUUAUAUUCAACCUUCUUUACAUUUUUGAGAUGGCCAAUUCUGAAUGAAUACUACGUUCUCAGUUCUCUUCUUUUUUAUGAUUUCAUAAGAUAACUCGUAAAAACAAAGUUUUCCUUUGAAUAAAAUGGUUGAGAAUAGAAAUAUUAUUUCGUCCUGUUUCUCAAAGAUUUUUUUGUUUUAAUAAGGUAUAGGCACAUAAUAGAGACUAUACAGAAGCCCGACUUCUUGGUUUUUCUUAUGAUUUUGGCGUAAUCAUAAUUUGUCAUCAAAACGCUGAUGCCUCAGUCCUAGCCAGUGCGCUUAUGAGAGGCAUUCACCCCCUGAUAAUAUUCAAAAUGGUGGACAUCCAGGGGGGAAAUGCCUCUCAUAAGCGCACUGGCUAGGACCAUGGCAUCAUGACGUGGCAUCGGUUAUGCUUUUUUGGCUGAGUCGACCUUCUGUGUGUCUUUAUUCUGUGGCAGUGUGCUUAUGAGAAAAAUCCACUUCUGAUAAUAGGAAAUCUAUUGCGUUGCAUUGUUCCCUAUAAAUGCACCCGACUUUAUUAACACUGAUUUAUAUACGACACAACUUUUGCCUAAAACUGCAUGUUGCAUGUAACCUGCUUACAACUUAAGUUGUACUGUGUAAAUCAAGCACACAACUCACCUACAACAAUGUAGGUUGUGCAGUGUAAAUCGACCUUUGUUUUACUCUGUCUAAUGGAAGACAAUUUUACUUGUGAAGAGGAGAGUGCUGGUGCUCAACUUCCAAAGUCCUCUGUUUCCUGAAAUUUCAGUAUCUAGUACAGUAACAUUGCUCUUAUUUCUGACAGUUUUUUCAGAUUAUCAAGCAAAACUUGACAGAUUACCAAUUAUUUUAAGAAGGCCAAAUUUUAUCGGCUUUUUAUUUUUUGAUGAAUUGACUUGCAUCUGUUAUCCACUUCAUUUUAUAGCCGCAACACCAAACAUGUCCAGACACCGAAUUGACCAGCCUCAGUUUCCUGAAUAUGAUGGCCUGUCCUUUAGUUUCAACAUGAUCAAUCACAUCACAUACGAAAAAUAUGGCGACUCUGUUUUUACCGAGAUAUGCAAAACAGUCUCAAAAUGUUACAAAUCAGACAUCCCAAUCUCCACUCGGCUUCUGGGAGAUUAUCGUAUAUACCCAAUUCCUCUAAACCAUACAUUAUACGAAUACCUCGAUACGGAAGCACAAAAAAGUCCAAACUUUUUAAUAUUUAUGCGAAGAGAUUACCAUAUACUGGUGACGUGGUUUGGCCCUUUUGUUGAUGCCAAUCAUCUUGGUAGCAUUGUUGACAAAUUGACUCGUUCUCAUGAAAUCAUGAAAGAAAUAGCAGAGACAGUGAUGGUCACACAGGAUGACAUGGCUGGCGAAGACAAAGUUGAAUUGGGGAAAAAGGAGCUUGUUGAAAAAUAUUGGAAGAAUGUCAAGGAUGCACUUGCCAAAAUUGAAAGCAAAAAGAUUGAGUUGAAAGGUAUGUAACAGACAUUUCUGGAAAGUAGAUGAGUAAAUUUGUCUGGUGUUAGACAAAGUAAGGCGCACCAGGGUGCAUUGCCACUUAAAGAGUUAAUUACAGUACUGUAGGUCAUAUAUAGAUUAUAGAACUGUAUUAUUAUAUUUCCACAAAUUCCACAUACAUUAUACAUAUUACAUACAUCUUUUUUAUCAGGUUUUGCUUAUCAAGUUUUCGAUACGCCUACUGCGGAUAAACUAACAAAGCAGCUGACAGCGUCAACUGGGAAAGUGUUAGUUAAAGGUGUUGCGGCUGUAUUACUUGCUGAAAUAGCUGAAGAAAUUGGGAGAAAAAUUGCUGCAAUGUUAGCUGCCAAAACUGCUGCCAAGGCCGCAACUAAAGGUGGCUCAUCCGGGGCCAGCAAGAUUGCAGCGAAGAGUGUACCAAUCUUGGGGCUGGCCGUCGGCCUUGGGUUUGGUGUUUGGAGAUAUUGGCAGGGGGAUAUGACAGGGGCGGGGUUAGAAGUGAUGUCCGGGGCAGCGGCGUGUAUCCCUGGGAGCGGCACAGCAACGUCACUUGCGAUCGAUGCAGGCCUCAUUGCAAGAGACGUGUAUGGAGCAAAAAGUGGAGGAGCUCAAGAAAUUGAGGUAUGAUCAUUUACUAAUCUGGCAGAUUGUGGCAUGAAUGAAUAAUCAGUAAUUUCAGAUUCUUGCACAAUCGGUCAAUCACUAAUCACUGGAGCAAUAAGGAUGCGAAAAACUAAAGUUUUAUCCAUUUUAUAAUAGUUUUGUUUGUGGAAACACCACUAAUAAUAUAUGACUUGUUCAAUUCACACGCCCUUUUUAUAUACAAAAGUGUUGUGAUCUGUUGGCUUGCGUCAUUUGAAAGUAAUAAUUAAAGUGAUUCAAAUCACAGAGGAGAGACAUACAGAGACGUAACUAAGUGUACCCACUUUUUUUGUGCGCAUGCUCGGCAAGUUACUAGAUGCAUGCAUUUGAUUGGAUGACGACCUGAUGACGACUCACUUUAAACUUGCUGAGCACACGCAGUUGAUCAUUUUUCGCCCGGUCGCCUGAAAAAAAGUGGGUACAUGAUAACGUAAUCUUCCGCAGUGUUUACAACGGUCAGUUACGUCUCUGUAUGUCUUAUCUACUCUGUGUUCAAAUUAACGCGCGCGCAUCCAAGACAAUAUCUUUUAUCCAUCUUCCUUUCACUUCUCAGGAGCUUAAAGGGGAGAUGCAUGACCUCGACAAAGGAUUGAAAGAUUUAUACGACCACUACGACAAUGCAAUGGCUGAAUACGAGUUUGUUAAGGAGAUACUCGAGGUGGGAUUUACGGUGAGAAAUCUUGAGCAUGAGAUAAAAAUCUUGGACGAUGCCGUAAGUAUACUCGACUCAAUUUAUGAUGAAUUUGUUCUAAUGUAGAUUAGUUGUAAUGAACAUUCUAAUAAUAAUGCCUGUAUGGUUAAUUGAUUUUUCAUUAUGGUUUUGCACUAACUGUAGUUAACUUUAACUAUACAUUUUUAUGUAAAUUUUAAAGUGCACAUAUAGCUAUUUUGAAUUUUACAUAUUUGUAAUAUCCAGUAGAUUUUAAGAUGAAAUGCAAUAUAUUUUCGUUGUGAAAAACGCCAUCUCAUGGUCUUUUUGGCUGUUAAAGUUUCCGGAAGUGACGUCAUUUAAGUCAUUUUUGUUGCAAGAAACAAUACAAAACUCAUUUACAUUGCCUUAAGUGACGUCACUUCCGGAAACUUUAACAGCCAAAAAGACCAUGAAGGUGACGUUUUUCACAAAGAAAAUAUAUUGCAUUUCAUCUUAAAAUCUACUGGAUAUUACAAAUAUGUAAAAUUCAAAAUAGCUGUAUGUAAAUUUUAAGGAGUUGAUUCAACUCCAAAACUGUUAUUCUGUCAGCGUUUUUGGAUAUUUUUUGAAGUGCCUACAAUCUGCGUAUACUACGCAAGACCACGUGAAUAUAACGUCUUUAACUUCAGUUUAAUAGUUGUGUACUUUUAUUUUGAAUGAAUUUGUGUAUAGUACAUAUUGUAUAUUUCGUAAUGUUUAUAUAUAUUGCAAUAGAUAAAUUACUGUGAAUGGGUGGAGUGGGUUAAUUAUAUCAAAGUUAAUGGAGUGGGAUUAUAUACUGUACAGGAAAUGUAUUAAUUUCUACAUAUAUGUAUAUUUAAUUAGUAUUCAAUUACAGUUUUGAAUUCAAAAGAGUC
This is a messenger RNA of Paramuricea clavata, 3914 nucleotides long. Lineage: Eukaryota; Metazoa; Cnidaria; Anthozoa; Malacalcyonacea; Plexauridae. The record is from the annotation of a GenBank genome assembly.